Messenger RNA from Phytophthora infestans T30-4, 2283 nucleotides. Its product is annotated as lysosomal beta glucosidase, putative. The coding region runs from base 1 to 2283 and encodes 760 amino acids. Gene Ontology annotation, molecular function: beta-glucosidase activity. Lineage: Eukaryota; Oomycota; Peronosporomycetes; Peronosporales; Peronosporaceae. The transcript is spliced from 2 exons. Gene Ontology annotation, biological process: glucan catabolic process. The record is from RefSeq and is a predicted model, not a curated record.
AUGACGAUCCACCAAAAGGCGGCGCAGAUGACACAGAUGGACAUUUACUCCAUGAUGGACGGGGAUGAGAGAGACCCGAAGAAAGCUCUAAAGCGGGAGGUAGUGGCUCAGUAUGCGCGUAUGGGUGUUGGUUCGAUCCUCAACAGCCCAUUCGCAGGUGGGCCUGUGGGUGGACGAACGGGCUGGAGCGCGAGCGAAUGGCGGGAGGUGAUCCACCAGAUCCACCAGGUCUAUAAGGAGGAGGGCGCUGCCGUACCAAUGCUGUAUGGCGUGGACACUAUUCAUGGCGCCACCUACGUGCAGGGGGCUACGUUAUUUGGUCAGCCUAUCAGUGCUGCUGCCUCGUUCAACCCCGGGCUGGUGUACAAAAUGGGUGCUGUUGCUGCCAAGGACACACUGAGUGCUGGUAUCCCAUGGAUCUUCAGUCCGGUGCUGGGUAUUGCGGUGCAACCGAAGUGGUCUCGGGUAUACGAGACCUUCGGAGAAGAUCCUUUGGUGUCGUCCGUCAUGGGAGCAUCUCUAAUUAAAGGAUUACAAAGUUCGGGCAAAGUGGCAGCUUGCAUGAAGCACUUUAUAGGCUACUCGAACGUUCGCGAAGGCCUUGAUCGUGCGGACAAUGUCAUUUCGGACUGGGAACUUGUUAACUACUACACACCGUCGUUCCUCGCGGCGGUCCGCGCUGGAGUUCGUACCGCAAUGGAGAGCUAUGUGUCGGUGAAUGGCGUUCCCGUGAUUGCCAGUAAGAAGCUGCUGAUUGAUUUGUUACGGCACGAUAUGAACUUCACGGGAUUAUUGGUGUCGGACUACAGUGAGGUGGAUCGUAUGUAUUCGGAACACCAUUUAGUGCCCAGUGUGGCUGAUGCUGUUCGUGUUGCCCUGCAAGAAACGUCUCUCGAUAUGAACAUGUCACCUAACUUACCUGCAUUCGGUGACACUAUCGAGUCGCUAGUCGAGCAAGGACUCAUUUCAGAGAGCCGUCUUGACGAAUCUGUGCGGCGCAUCUUGGAAACCAAACGGGAUCUCGGACUGCUCGAGCCAGACUAUUACGAUAGCUUUGGGCGUGACGGAAUGGAUAGUGCGUCUACCGUUGGCGAUGCUGCUGAUCAACAGGCCGCGUUAUCGUUGGCCCAGGAGUCAGUAAUUUUACUGGAGAACCACAACAGCGCUCUGCCUAUUGACCUGACAGAAACGACAAAUAUUUUUGUCACCGGACCUGUGUCGGACAACAAGGGCUUUCAAUGUGGUGGAUGGUCCGUGUUCUGGCAGGGAUCCAGUGACUCGACGCUUUUCCCGAAUGGUGCUACCUUCAAGAAAGCCGUUCAGGCCAAGGCAGCGUCCUCGGGCGGGCAAUCGAAGCUACAUCAUCUCGAGGUGGUUGAUAUUGAUGGCAAUGUGAACCCUCAGGACUUUCAACGAGGAAUGCAGCUUGCCGCCAAAAGCGAGUACACCCUGGUUGUAUUGGGUGAGCCAAACUAUGCGGAGAAGACUGGCGACUUGCUAGGAAGUAUGGCUUUACCUGCUGGACAGUUGUGGUACCUUGAGGAGCUUACAAAGCUGAAUUCGACCAAGGUGAUUGUCGUGCUCGUUUCUGGUCGUCCUCGUUUGCUCGAGGGGGCCCACAACCAUGCUGACGCUGUUAUCCUGAGCAUGCUGCCAUGCGAGCAGGGUGGCCAGGCACUGGCGGACGUGAUUUUUGGGGUUGUGAAUCCGUCAGCGCGAUUGCCUAUUACCUACCCAGCGCGAAGUACCCACUACUCGAAAUUCGAGUACUCGACAUUACGACUUAAUGCCACUCAGGUUCACGCUACAACGGGAGCGCUGAAAGUAGCAGUCACCGUGACGAAUCGCGGUACUCGCUCGGGCAAGGAGGUCGUGCUGCUGUUUGUAUCCCAGAAGUUCCGACGCGUAUCUGUGCCCGAAACGAAGCUACUCAAGGCAUUCGAGAAACUGGACGAGCUGGCACCGGGGGCCAGCCAAGAUGUCGAAUUCGUACUCACACCUGAGGAUUGGAGCUAUUACGAGCCGCACAUGGUGGGUCAUGGCUUUCAGUGGCGAGCUGAGCCCGGUGAGUUUGUUGUCUCUAUGCUACCCUCUUCAACGGACACCUCGACAAUGGCAGCACCACGUUCACUGGACGACAGUGAUGAAAGGAGCAGCCAGAUGAAAACCCGUGGCGGCCCGGGCUUCUUGACAUCAAACACUUCGGAAUGGCCAAGUUUAGCGUCAGAGGCUGCCUCGCGUAGGGCCUCGGGACUGAGCGCUUCAUUCCAUGUGAUUCCCUAG